Messenger RNA from Copidosoma floridanum, 551 nucleotides. RefSeq names its product mitochondrial import inner membrane translocase subunit Tim13-A. Lineage: Eukaryota; Metazoa; Arthropoda; Insecta; Hymenoptera; Encyrtidae. The record is from RefSeq and is a predicted model, not a curated record.
UUCGUCAUAUUAAAUAAGUCGUAUAAUUUAUUUUUGAAUUUUAUUUUUCCGUCGAUUGGUUAAGUUUAGAUGAGAAAGUAACUUUUCAAAACCAACGAAUCAUCUUAUAAAGUUAUUUGUAAACCCCAAAAAGGUCUUGGUACGUAAUAUUUUAUCAACCAUAGCAAGAGAGAAAAAUGGAUUCUUCAGGAAGUUCGACAUUGACCGGUGCUCAGAAAGAUGAACUAAUGGAUCAAGUAAAGCAAGAAUUUGCCAUAGCUAAUUUUCAAGAACUGCUUACAAAAAUCUCAGAAAAAUGCUUCAAGGUCUGCAUUUCAAAACCUGGCACAAGCUUGGAUAAUUCUGAACAAAAAUGUCUAGCUAUGUGUAUGGAUCGAUACAUAGACACCUAUAAUAGUGUUUCUAAAGCAUACACAAAACGAAUACAAUUAGAAAGGAAUUGAAUCUAAUAGAUUAUUUGUUAGUAAAAUAUUACACGUUAUAUUUUAUACAUAAAGAUUUGUAAUCUAAGGCUUAUAAAAAAUUAAGUCAACUGAAAUUACUGAGUUGAA